Messenger RNA from Pogona vitticeps (central bearded dragon), 1896 nucleotides. RefSeq names its product cilia and flagella associated protein 298 (gene CFAP298). Gene Ontology annotation, biological process: regulation of cilium movement. NCBI's taxonomy places the organism in Eukaryota, Metazoa, Chordata, Lepidosauria, Squamata, Agamidae. The record is from RefSeq and is a predicted model, not a curated record.
ACGACUCCAGGGCACCGGGAAAACGACGACCCUCGGUGCGCCGCGCAGGCUGGGGCGCAGGGCGGGCGUCCGAUUUCAACUCUGCCAACGCCUAGAGCGGGGGUGGGGGAGGGCAAGUGUCGCGGUUCUGCACUGAAACCGGACGGGGGCACUUCGCGCGGCCACCGUCCUGUCCGUCCAUCUCGGCAGAGCAGAUCCUCGCCCCCCUGAGGAUCCUUGUCUGGUGACGGGCGAAGGGGCGGCCCGCCCACUUGUUCGAAGAAGCUCGCCGCGGCCAAGCCGUCGCCAGCCCCAAUCACAGCCCGGCUCGCCUCCGGCAAGCGAAGAGCGCCCCCCCCCUCAGCGCGCGGGGCCCUCAAGGACUUCCGCUCUUCCGCUUCCGGCGGCCCUUUUUUCCCCGCCCACUCCCUGCCGGGGGAAGAGGGACGUCGUUGCGCGACUGCGCUCUGGAGAGGCCCAUCGGGGGGACUUGCGGGAUCCUGGGAGUGGGGAAGAAAGGAGGGCCGACUUCCCAGGGCGCCCGAAAGAACCACCUGCGGGUCGAGCUUUUAGAGGCCUGGGCCUCCGCACGGAUCCCGAAAUGGUUCUGCUCCAUGUGAAGCACGGUGAUGAGAGCCAAUUUCUGCUGGAGACAACGGUCAACAUUUCCAUUGAAGAUUUAACACAAGAAGUGACCAAGAUUUACAAUGGAAGGCUCAAAGUUCAGCGUCUUUGUGCAGAGAUAGAGACACUAGCAGAACAUGGUAUCUUCCUGCCACCUAACAUGCAAGGUUUGACAGAUGAGCAGAUUGAAGAGCUGAAACUGAAGGAUGAAUGGGCAGAAAGAUGUAUUCCCAGCGGUGGAAGUGUCUUUAAAAAAGAUGAAAUAGGACGACGAAAUGGCCAUGCUCCGAAUGAAAAAAUGAAGCAGGUUUUAACAACAACAGUAGAAGAAGCUAAGGCACUAAUAUCUAAGAAACAAGCUCAAGCCAAUGUGUGUGUUAAUAUGAACAUGGUCAAGGAUGCCCUGGACCAACUCCGAGGAGCUGUAAUGAUUGUUUAUCCCAUGGGACUUCCCCCCUAUGACCCAAUUAGAAUGGAAUUUGAAGAUAAAGAAGAUCUAUCAGGAACUCAGGGUGCACUUGAGGUUAUUGAGGAACCAGAGGCACAGCUGUGGUGGGCAGCAAAGGAGCUGAAAAGAACAAACCAGCUUUCUGAUUAUGUGGGAAAAAAUGAGAAAACCAAAAUUAUUGUCAAGAUACAAAAAAAAGGACAGGGAGCCCCAGCUCGUGAACCUAUCAUAAAUAGUGAAGAACAUAAACAAAUGAUUCUUUUUUAUCACAAGAGACAAGAGGAACUCAAGAAAUUAGAAGAAAAUGAUGAUGAUUCAUUUUUAGAUUCUGAAUGGGCUGACAGUCAUGCCUUGAAAAGACACUUCCAUGGUGUAAAAGAUAUUAAAUGGGGACCAAGAUGAAAUUAUUUAAGAUGGAUUUCUUUUUCUUUUUGCAACACAUACUGAUUGAACACAUUACUGGCCAUUAUCAUUUGUGUGAAAUACUGAAGUCUAGUUGUAUGUAUAUCUCUAUUUUCAUGUUUGAUUUCAAAAUAUCUCAUCCUGAGGUGAACAUUUUUUUAAAUAAAAAAAAGGUUUGUGAUAUAUUUUGCAGAUCUCCUUUAAUAGACUACCAGAUCAAAUGUCUGUCGCUUAAACUAUCUGACUAGCUUCUAUUAAACUGUUAAAUUGAUUAUUCUCACUACCAAAUUGUCAUUCUCGUGCCCUUUUUCAACUGUAAGCAAAUUAUUCAAAGCAAUGUAACCUAUUUUGAAAGGCAGCCCUUCUUCAGUGGAUAGACCUGAUUGUAACUGGGGGAUUCAGAAAUUACUGGAGAAUGCAUUAAAUACUAUUGUUCAACUGUA